Molecule: messenger RNA, 1498 nt
Organism: Boeremia exigua
Lineage: Eukaryota; Fungi; Ascomycota; Dothideomycetes; Pleosporales; Didymellaceae
Product: Alpha/Beta hydrolase protein
Exons: 3
Coding region: 135-1277 (380 amino acids)
Source: RefSeq, a predicted model, not a curated record
ACACAACUCUGCCAACCACAAAGACCAAACACGUUUUAUUCACACAGCUGUGUUCGAUCUAAACUUUAAUUCGCAAAUUAGACAAAACCUCCAGUCUUGCUGAGCCCUCCUUUUGGCUGCAAAGGUCCUUCACAAUGCUGAACAUCCGCUGUUUCUCAUUCUUGGCUGGAGUCACUCUGCUCGGGUGUAAUACGCAGACCAACAGAUCGCGUCUGGAAGCCGUCGUUCCGAAGCGUGAGAUACUAUAUGUCGGCGGCCGAUACACGAAUGUUACAGAUAGUACUACCAAUUUGACGUCAUUGGUUCUGAUAGAACAGAUCUACGUGGAGAAGCUCUCUCCAAUACCAGGUCCCGUUGACCCACCCUUGCCUAUCAUUUUUAUUGCAGGCGCAGCCCAGAGCGGCACCAACUUCCUUGACACUCCUGAUGGGAGACCGGGAUGGGCAUCUUACUUCGUCGCCAAGGGCCAUACAGUGUAUCUGUCAGACCAACCAGCACGAGGUCGUUCAUUCUGGUAUCCCGGCCAGGGAACCCUUGGAACAAUCGGGUCCCCUGACGUUGUCUCCGAUAUCUUCACCGACGUAGCGAGCAACGGUGACAAAUGGCCGCAAGCUAAGCUUCACACACAAUGGCCUGGAACUGGUCGUGUAGGCGAUUUGUUCUUUGAUAACUUCUACAGAAGUCAACUUCAGUUUCAGACUGACCGCUUCAUUGGCGAGGAACAAAACGCGCACGCUUAUUCGAAUCUAGUCGACCUCGUAGGAGAAUGUUACAUUAUCAGUCACUCUCAAGCAGGCGCGUACGGUUGGAGAGUUGGAGACAUGCGCUCAGAUCUGGUAAAGGGCAUCAUACAACUCGAACCGUCUGGACCACCGUUCACUCUUCGUCCGCCAUUUGGGAACGAGCCAGCGUUUGCGUUCGGCUUGACCGACUUAUCGAUUGGAUACGAGCCUAGUGCGGGCAGCCAUGCUGAAGAUAUUGAAACGGUGAUCGAGCCCGCAAUCGAUGCAGACCACAACGAGUGUAUCAUGCAAAAGUCUCCAGCAAAACUGUUGACCAAUCUAGCGAAGAUUCCAGAGCUUGUCGUCACCGGAGAGGCAUCGUUUCAUGCACCUUACGAUUAUUGCACGGUCAAGUACUUGCAGCAAGUCGGUAUAGACGUCGAGUAUGCAGAUUUAGGGAAGGAAGGUAUACACGGUAACGGACAUAUGUUCUUCAUGGAAAAGAACAACAUUGAGAUUGCAGACCGUGUAUAUGAAUGGCUGGAAAAACAUUGACUGCGACUUAAGAUCCGAGAAGGAAUUUUGCCUUAUGCGCCAUCCUGCAUGUCAAUGUAGACACGCAAGGAACAGAAACGCUCGAAAACCGCCUCCAGUGGAAUCUGAUGUCAAUCUAUAGAGCCGUGGCUGGAUGCAAGAGAGUAUGCACCGGCUUGAGUUGACGAUAAAUUUACAUCACUUACACAAUCCGACCCACAGACAUUACCCACUCACAACAC